GACACAUGAUAUACAUAUAUAUACUAAUACUAAUUACUUUACUUCAUAUUUCAGGUGGUAAGAUUUUAAACUUUCGUUGGGUUACUUAAAAUAGUUAUAAACGGAAGCAGACGAAAUACAUCAGCCAGCCACGUAUAAGAAAAAGAGACAAAGAUACAAAGUGUACCGACUUUGCUAAAGGUAUUUUUGACAAAUAAUGGCAAGUCGAAAUACAAAAAUACACCAAACAAAACAGUCCUCAAGUAGAAAUGCCGUAUCUGCAUCUACGAAAAAGGCACAUGACCAAAAGGAUACCCGUCACAUUCCGAGCAAAGCUGCAACAUUACAGACAGCAAUUCCAAGAAAAUAUCCUUGCAAUUCCUGUGCUAAAAGUUUUUCAACGCCAGCGGAACUUUCACAGCACAAAAACGAUAAACACGGAAUAAAACCGCUUAAGAGCAUGAAAUGCACGGCUUUGCCACCCGGGGCCAACAAGUUAUGCUCUGGAAAAUUCAGCUGUACUUCAUGUGCAAGAACAUUUUCUGCAAAUAAUGAACUAGUUCAACACCAAAGAGACAAACACCAAAUAAUACGACCUAGUAGCAGCCAUUCAAAUUUAGUGCCAGCAACGGUGAAUAAAUCUGGCGCGGUGAAAGUCAGUUGUUCUUUUUGUGAUAGAAAGUUUUCGACAAAUCCUGAGCUAUCACAGCACCAAAGAGACAAGCACAAAAUUGACCAAACUAGAGUAAGUCACUCUGCAAUUUCAUUUCCUGGAGCCAGCAAUGCCAGAAAUGGUGUCAACUGUCGUUUUUGCUCAAGAAGUUUUGUCACAGAUAAUGAAUUGCACCAACACCAAAGAGACAAACAUCAGAUAGAUGAAUUUAAAGUGAGACCCGCGACAGUGGUACCUUGUCAUGAAAACAAACCACACAUUGGAACACUUCGGUGUUCCCUCUGUGACAAACAUUUUCUCAAACAAAAUGAGUUAUUUCAACACCAAAAAGACAAACAUAGCACAUCCAACCAUUCUGCCACACUACUAGUCACGGCAAACAACUCUGGAAAAGGUGGAAGUGCAAACUUUCCAGCAAGGCCAUCCAAACCAGUUGCCGAACAUGAUAAUACUUGUUCUAUAUGCUCAAGCCAUUUCUCGAGCGCCAGUGCGUUAUUGCAACACAGGAAAGACAGGCACCAAGCAAGGCAAGACGGAAGUCUUUCGCAUUCCAUAUCUGAGAAAAAGAAAUCUUGCAACGACGAAUACAAAUGCCAAAAGUGCACAAAAAGUUUCUCUACAAAAAGUCAACUGGAUCAGCAUCAACAUGAUAAACAUCAAAAUAAUGGACAAGUACAACAUACACCACAAGCAAAAAACCAUGGCCACAAUUCGGCAAAAGGUAACGCAAAACAAGAUGGGCUCACAAAACAAGAGAAAGCUGAAUUGCUGCGAAAUGAAAGAAAGAAAGAAAUUGACGAGUAUUAUGCCAAGAAAGUAGAUAUCGAUAAAGAUGAGAAGAAGGCAUCUGUUCGAAUUGUAAAUGAAACACUGUCCAAGAUUAUGUCCCAUGUGCACGGGCAAAGAGGAGGCGAUAUUUAUUGCCCGAACCAUGUGAAAGCCGGUAGUUUUCCCGUAAACACAAAAAUUGGUAAACCAGAUGAAUUCGAUACCAAUAUUUGUGUGAAAUUAGGACACCAAGAUGUAAAGAUCAGCAGUGACAGAAAGAUUAACUACGCAUACGCACAGACUGAACAUGCAACAAACAUGAAUGUUAAAUGUGAGCUUGGUCAAACCAAAAGAAGUGUGAAGGUACCGGACAGCUAUGCUGUAGCAUCGGUUGAUGGGGACAAAAUUCCUGGAGAUCUUAGACACGGGAGAGAUCUAAUUCCACGGGAGAUGAGAUAUGAUCUUUACCAGAAAAUCAAAACUGCAAUAAACGAACUAAAUCUGAAAUAUGUUGACCUAAGCAGGGAUGCACAUGGACCAGCUAUAACCAUGACCAUUCGCCCACGUAAACAGUUUACUAUUCAGCACCAUAUCAGUGUUGACAUUACAAUAUCCCUACCAAGUGAUAAACCUAUAAUGAAGUGGCCACGCAAAGAAACCAAAAAAGCUUUCAGCGAAAAGCUCAUAAAUGAUGUAAAGGAAACUGGAACACACCUUGUACCAAAGAAGGACGAAUUCUGGGCUAUUUCGUACUCCAGAGCUGAACGAGCUUUAUUCUCUAGAAUUGAUGAGGGUAACGGUUGCAGAAAAUUUGUCUACAAAAUGUUAAAGAAGUACAUGCAAAGUUGUAAAUCUUGCUCAAAAAACGGCUUGCCAGGAUUGUCUUCACAUAUUUUGAAGACCCAGUUGUUAUGGUCUUGCGAGCGACGUACCGCGCCCGAGUACUGGCACCAUAAUAACCGUGACAUGUGCCUAAUCGAUGCACUGGCUGAUCUUGAGAAAACACUGAAGAGUGGGCAUUUACCGGAUUACUUUGACACAAAAGUUGAUAUACUUAAAGGCAAAGAUGCUGCUGCGUGUAACGAACUGGCAAACUACCUACAUGUGAAGAAAACCGAGCUAGAACGGGAGUGAAACUGACUUAUUACUUUGUUUUAUCUUUAGAUGUUUAUGAUAUGUCCAGAUUUUUGAUACAUUUGAUUAUUUGUUUGAAAGAUAAAACAUACAUGUUUGCUUGUUAGCUAGGUUCAGUCUUCACAAAGUACAUCAAGAAAAUGUGACUUUGAAAUUCACAGUCCAAAUUGCAUUUCUUACGAGAUGCAUUUUGAUACAUAUUUGUUUAUGCUUUAUUAGUCGAACAACUUCAAUAUACAGUAAUUUAUUUGUACUGUCUAACUUCCAAUACUGUAUACAAUUAGACAGCAUUGCUAGUGCAGGUUAAUGCUAUAUACAUCGUUUAUGGCAUGCCGAUGUUAUAAUUUAACAUGUUGGAUUUCCCAUAUUGAAACAUGUAUGCUACAAUCAUUACUAUUUCUGUAGUAUUGAAUUAUUAGUUUUAUUUGGCACAUGUAAAAUAAAUCGAGGUAAAGCAGUUUACAUUCAGGUAGGGCCAUGAAACAUUAUAGAAUGUAACUCAGCUUCUAAAAUUGUGGCCCUGGGGUUUUGUUUGAGAUUCACUCUUGUCAGUCCAGAAUUUGUUAGGCGUAUUUAGGGCGGCCUUGUUUAUUUGCUAUUUAUGAUUUACAUAUACUAAAAUUUUGCAAAUAGCCUGGCUGGCUUAAAGUGAACAUUUGAACUAUCUUUAAAAGUUAUAAUACAUUCUGGCUUUUGACAAAAAUAUACAUGUAAUAGAUAGAAACUGAAUGCAGUGUAUACCUUAAAGUAAAUUGCUUUUCGUCUGAAGCACAAAUAAAAUACUAUAGCGACUUACUGAGGAUCACAUUAUGAACGUUUCUGUUAAUAUUUAUCUUAUUAAAAGGUUACUCAUGGUUUAAGUAUGAAAUGCUAGGGACCAUUUCAGAUAGUGUGUAUCUAACAUGU
Mercenaria mercenaria is the source of this 3460-nucleotide messenger RNA. RefSeq names its product putative zinc finger protein 840. The coding region runs from base 197 to 2554 and encodes 785 amino acids. The transcript is spliced from 5 exons. Lineage: Eukaryota; Metazoa; Mollusca; Bivalvia; Venerida; Veneridae. The record is from RefSeq and is a predicted model, not a curated record.